ACACACACACACACAGGCACACACAGACACACAGACACACUCACACACACACUAACACACACAUGCCCCGCUGUAGUUUAGAUCACAUUCACCCUGCAGCGCGUCUGCUUUCAGAUGGCGACACGCAUGCCGCUCCGCCCGAUCUUUACCCAGAAGCCCCAGCGCUAGGCGUCAGGCUGUCAGCUUUGAUGACGUGUUUGGAGGCGGAGUGAAUGACUGUGGCGUCUUGUUGGUUGCAGAGUUUUGUGCACACUAAGAUAUUUGUAGGCCUGGAGCAGUUGCAGCCGUCCUUUAACGUGAGAGAGUGUGUGGAGGGGCCGUCUGGCUCGUACCUGCAGCACAUUCAGUCUGAGACCGGCGCUCGUGUGUUCCUCCGAGGCAGAGGCUCCGGAUACAUCGAGCAGGCGUCACGCCGCGAGUCCUUCGAGCCGCUCUAUCUGUACAUCAGCCAUCCGAACGCCAUCGGACUGGACGCGGCCAAGAAGCUGUGCGAGAAUCUCCUGGACACGGUGCGGGCGGAUCACGCGAGGAUCAUGUCGUCGUAUCCCUCCACUGCUUCUGCUCCAGGUGUGUUUUCUCUCCUGCUUUGACCUGAUGCUCGUGUUCUGAACUGAAUCACCAUGUUUACACACACUUAAGGAAACGGUUGCAGAAGGACUUCAUGUUUUAAAGAUCACAGCGAGCAGCUUUUUGCUGUGCAUGUAAACAACCGCAGCAGAUGAUGUCUGCAACAUGAUGUUUCUGAAACAGUUUAGCUCGACUGACACACAGCUAUUGAGAUUUAUUUGGCUGUAUAAUAUACUGACGCACAUCAGAUUUUCUCCC
Molecule: messenger RNA, 825 nt
Organism: Sinocyclocheilus rhinocerous
Lineage: Eukaryota; Metazoa; Chordata; Actinopteri; Cypriniformes; Cyprinidae
Product: UPF0469 protein KIAA0907-like
Exons: 3
Coding region: 213-590 (125 amino acids)
Cellular component (GO): nucleus
Molecular function (GO): RNA binding
Source: RefSeq, a predicted model, not a curated record